Molecule: messenger RNA, 420 nt
Organism: Helobdella robusta
Lineage: Eukaryota; Metazoa; Annelida; Clitellata; Rhynchobdellida; Glossiphoniidae
Exons: 4
Coding region: 1-420 (139 amino acids)
Source: RefSeq, a predicted model, not a curated record
AUGUCUCCCAAGAUUACCGGGAAAAGCAAUGAUAAUCCAAAUGUCCAGCAACUGGAAUCUAUAUUCAAAAAAGUGUACUAUAGAUGUGGUAUUGUCCCUGGAAAAACAGAGGAUGAGUUUCAAGAUAUUUUUGAAGAGACGUAUUUAGAUUCACAAAUAAUGACAUCUAAUACCAUGUCCACUGUCAUUGAAAAUCCAUCUAAUACCAUGUCCACUUUCGUGGACAGUGCAGUAACGUAUUUUGCUGGAUGGAUUGUUAGAAAAGUUACCAAAACAAAAGAUAGUAACGAGUGUAGAUUAGCACUCAUUGAUAUAAAAGGACAAGCUACCAUGUUACACCAACAGCUUCUAAUACUAAAAGACAAUGGUGAUUUGCCGUGUCACCGAAAGACACUUGAAAAUGGUGACAGACUGGUCUAA